Molecule: messenger RNA, 2280 nt
Organism: Cyclopterus lumpus (lumpfish)
Lineage: Eukaryota; Metazoa; Chordata; Actinopteri; Perciformes; Cyclopteridae
Product: LIM and senescent cell antigen-like-containing domain protein 1
Exons: 10
Coding region: 188-1195 (335 amino acids)
Biological process (GO): positive regulation of substrate adhesion-dependent cell spreading; cell-cell adhesion; positive regulation of integrin-mediated signaling pathway
Cellular component (GO): cytoplasm; focal adhesion; cell-cell junction
Source: RefSeq, a predicted model, not a curated record
CUCCCUGAGGGUGGGGGUGGCCUGAAGCCGCGGCCAGCCAACAACUCGGGCGCGGUGCGUGUCUACCAGGAGGGGCACCGCGCGGCACAGGACGAGUCUCUUGGCGGACACAGCGAAAGGAACUGGCCCACCGACACACCUCGGCGGCAUUAGCUCCGUUCCCCGCACACCGUCGUGUUGAGAGGGGAUGCUCGCGGUGGCCGGAAUGACCGGCAGCAUCGCGAAUGCCCUGGCCAGUGCCGCCUGUGAGCGCUGCAAGAGUGGCUUUGCUGCGACCGAGAAGAUCGUCAACAGCAAUGGAGAGCUGUACCACGAGCACUGCUUUGUGUGUGCCCAGUGUUUCCAGCAGUUCCCAGAGGGACUCUUUUAUGAGUUUGAAGGAAGAAAGUAUUGUGAACAUGACUUCCAGAUGCUCUUUGCCCCUUGCUGUCACCAGUGUGGGGAGUUCAUCAUUGGUCGUGUCAUUAAGGCCAUGAACAAUAGUUGGCACCCUGACUGCUUCUGCUGUGACAUUUGCCAGGCUGUGCUUGCAGAUGUGGGGUUUGUCAAAAAUGCUGGCAGGCACCUGUGUCGCCCUUGCCAUAACCGCGAGAAAGCUCGUGGCCUGGGCAAGUACAUCUGCCAGAAGUGCCACGCCAUCAUUGAAGAGCAACCCCUGAUCUUUAAGAAUGACCCCUAUCACCCAGACCACUUCAACUGCAACAACUGUGGGAAGGAAUUGACAGCUGAGGCCAGGGAGCUGAAGGGAGAGCUCUUCUGUUUGCCCUGCCAUGAUAAAAUGGGCGUGCCGAUCUGUGGUGCCUGUAGGAGACCCAUCGAGGGGCGUGUUGUCAAUGCCAUGGGCAAGCAGUGGCACGUGGAGCAUUUUGUGUGUGCCAAGUGCGAGAAGCCUUUCCUCGGUCAUCGGCAUUAUGAGAGGAAAGGGUUGGCCUACUGUGAGACUCAUUAUAACCAGCUCUUUGGCGAUGUGUGCUAUCACUGCAACCGUGUGAUUGAAGGCGAUGUGGUGUCUGCUCUCAACAAGGCCUGGUGUGUCACUUGUUUCUCGUGCUCCACCUGCCAAACAAAACUCACUCUCAAGAACAAGUUUGUUGAGUUUGACAUGAAGCCUGUUUGUAAAAAGUGCUAUGAAAGGUUUCCUCUGGAGCUGAAGAAAAGGCUCAAGAAGCUGGCGGAGUCCUUGGGACGCAAGUGAGCGGCUUUACAGCCAAAACGACCUGGAAGUGUUCCUGCUGUCUGCAUAACAACACGCGGACCCAGAGGUGUACCAGUACAUCAUUGUACAUUUUAAAAUGAAUCCCAGAUAUAUAUAUAAAUAAUCACUGUGGCCUUGUCAUAAAGGUGCCCGUUAGCAGAUGACUUUUGGCUUUCGUUCUACACACAAACGUGAUUUUUAUUUUAUUUUUUAACAUUCCUAAAUUGGCCAGAUACGUUUUUUUUUUAUCAUAGAAGUGAUUGGUGUCCCAGUUUAUUAUACCAUUAUACUUUACCAUGAGCAUGAUUGCCAACGGCUGUCUAAAAUUUUCUUGAAUUUGAAGAUUGUUGUUUGAUAUUAUAUUGAAUAACAUGUGUGCCUUGAAUAUAUGAACUAUGUGUCUUAAAAUGCAAAUAAUGGUUAAAAUAAAACUUACAUGCAGUUCUGAUAGUUAUGCCUCAUUAUAUGCAUCUCAAUUAGACUGAAGGCAUAAUUCCAGCCUUUUCCCCUUUGGAGCGUUUGCACCUCAGUAUGUUUAACUACAAAGUAACCACUAUGCUCUUUAGGCUAUUGUAACAGUUUCUCUGGGAGCAAGGGUCAUAUACAAACCUACAAGUGUUAAUGAAUCCACUGCUUAUGGUUAAUAUAAUAAAUUAAGAAUGUGUGCCUCGUGUCCCUUUUCUACCAGCAUGGCUUAACAGGUAAAUAUGUUAUUCAGAUCCUUUGUCCACAGUGAGUUGGCAGAAAAUAUAUCAAAGGGUGCUAAUAUGAUAAGAAACACCACAACAUAUGCUUACUGUACAGUGCUGUCUGCUUUCUGUAUGUAUGGCAGUGAAAUGUUAUUGCUGUACAGUAAACGCCUUGGGAUUGUCAGCCUCAUAUUUAUAUGUAAUGUUUGCAACCUUCUGAGGGAAAUAGUUCAAAGGAAAACAUGAAAUGAACUUGCAGCUGAGUAUUUAACAUGCAAACACUUUGAUGUAAAAAUAUAAUAAACGAGUCAGCACACUGCUCGGGCUGUUUGUACACUUGCAAAUGUAUUUAGAAAAAAUGAGAUGUGCUACACAAUAAAAAUAUAUAUUUGCUUG